GCCCGUUGCCGUGGCAACGUGAUGUCAGACGUCAGUUACGUCUCCCCCUGGAAACAGCGCGCGAAGCUGAGGAUCGGGCGGCGGGAGAAGGGAGGGAGGGAGAGGGAGAGGGAGUGAGAGAGAGUGAGUGAGAGGGAGGGUGAGAGAGAGUGAGAGUGAGAGAGAGUGAAAGUGGGUGAGUGAGAGUGAGAGGAGAGGGGGGCGGUUGACCGGCCGGUCGGAGUGUGCGGGGAGGAGGAGGAGAGCGGAGCUCAGCAUGACCCAGUCUGUCGUGGUGCAAGUAGGUCAGUGUGGGAACCAAAUUGGCUGUCGAUUUUGGAACUUGGUCUUACGGGAACAUGCAAAUGUCAACAAGAAAGGCAUCUAUGAUGAAGCUCUCAGCAAUUUUUUUAGAAAUGUGGACACAAGAUACAGUGAUGGACAUGGUAUAAAUCUUUCCAAGGGACUAAUUCGAACACUCAAAGCUCGGGCAGUUCUCAUUGAUAUGGAAGAAGGUGUCGUUAAUGAAUUACUUCAGGGUCCGUUGAGAGAUGUUUUUGACAGUAAACAGCUUAUAUCAGACGUAUCUGGUUCCGGUAACAAUUGGGCAGUGGGGUACAAACAGUAUGGUAAUCAGUAUCGGGAUCAAAUUCUCAACAUACUCCGAAAAACAGCUGAACACUGUGAUUCUUUGCAAUGUUUCUUUUUAAUUCAUUCAAUGGGUGGAGGGACUGGUUCUGGAUUGGGUACCUAUGUCCUGAGCCUCUUGGAGGAUGAAUUCCCAGAAGUUUAUCGAUUUGUUACUGCCGUCUACCCUUCUGCUGAGGACGAUGUUAUAACCUCUCCAUAUAAUAGUGUUCUCGCCAUGAAGGAGCUGACUGAGCAUGCUGAUUGUGUUUUACCAAUUGAAAAUCAGUCCUUAGUUGACAUAGUCAACAAAAUCAAUCAGAUGGCAUAUACUGGUAAAAUGGCUUCCACAAUAAAACUGCAGAGUACACUGAUCUCUAGCCAGACUGAAGUCAAAAGACAGGAAAAGCCAUUUGAUGCAAUGAACAAUAUUGUUGCCAACCUGCUUCUGAAUUUGACCAGUUCUUCCAGAUUUGAAGGGUCCCUCAACAUGGAUCUUAACGAGAUCACUAUGAACCUGGUUCCCUUUCCACGGCUUCAUUACCUUGUUUCGAGCCUAACUCCAUUAUACACCUUGGCUGAUGUAAACAUCCCUACAAGAAGAUUGGAUCAGAUGUUCACUGAUGCUUUCAGUAAGGAUCACCAGUUGAUGCAUGCAGAUCCAAAACGUAACUUGUACCUUGCCUGUGCAUUAAUGGUCCGGGGAAAUGUUUUAAUAUCUGAUCUUAGAAGAAAUAUUGAGAGAUUGAAGCCUUCCCUGCAGUUUGUUUCAUGGAAUCAAGAAGGCUGGAAAACAAGCCUCUGCUCAAUACCUCCCGUGGGUCACACACAUUCUUUGUUGGCACUGGCCAACAAUACUUGUGUUAAAUCUACCUUCACAGACCUCAAGGAUCGCUUUGUAAAACUUUACAAGAAAAAGGCUCACAUUCAUCACUAUCUUCAUAUAGAUGGAAUGGAACAAAGCUGCUUCACAGAAGCAACCGAUUCUUUGACAUCACUAAUUGAAGAGUACAACCAAUUGGAUGCUACUAAAGGACAAAUAAUCAACAAUGUUCCUCGUCUUUCCAUUGCAAUGUAAAAUAUUGGAUAAUGAAAUGCAAGAACUGUUCAAUCAAUAUUAGACAAAUAAUUAGAGAAUGUAAGUACAUAUUAUACAUAUAAUAUCUGCUAUAUUAUACUAUAAUAUAUUUUAGAUACAUGUAUUAGAUAUAUGUAUAAUGUAUAUGUAUUAUCUAUAAUAUGUAUCUACAUACACUUAUACUGUAUAUAUGUUUAUUGAAAGUAACAUGAAUUGCUCAAUAUAUAAUUUUCUAACAGUGAGGUUCUAAACCUUUAUUGCACAGAUUUUCUGAAUUACUAUAGUAUUUAUUUCAAUAUAUUUUGUUGUUCCAAUGAUGAGUUGGUGGCUCAUCACCAACACAGUGUUAGUGCAGGGAACUUGGGAAGCUGGUGUCAGCUGGCCUAUUACUGAAUAGGCCUCAGUCUAUUUAAGUUAGGAAAGGCAAACCUGAAUCACCCUCUACUCCCGGACACUGCUCUGAAAAACUGGAUGUAACCUUUUUGGAUGUAAAUAAAAUCCUUACUGGAUUUCAUUAAUAUUUAUGAUAGCUUGUAUUCUUGUUUGAUUAAACUAAUGACAUGUUAUGCAUUUUUAUAAAAUGGAUCUGUUGCUGAAACUUCUAUCAUUUUUGAAAAAUGAAUGAAAUACCAAAGAUAACGAAUGUUACAAGAUGUACUAUUUUUUAUCAUUUUUAUUUGCAAUAAUUUAGAUUUACUAUAAAAUUGUUUAUUUGUGUGUGUGUGUGUAUAAAAUGAUCAAUUCUGACAAUUGAGUAUCUAAUCCAAUAAAAAUUAAUUUGUCC
Messenger RNA from Amblyraja radiata (thorny skate), 2468 nucleotides. RefSeq names its product tubulin, epsilon 1 (gene tube1). Bases 257 to 1684 code for a protein of 475 amino acids. Lineage: Eukaryota; Metazoa; Chordata; Chondrichthyes; Rajiformes; Rajidae. Gene Ontology annotation, cellular component: microtubule. The record is from RefSeq and is a predicted model, not a curated record. Gene Ontology annotation, molecular function: GTP binding. The transcript has 12 exons. Gene Ontology annotation, biological process: microtubule-based process.